CGGGAAUAUUUGCGUUGCGCAAGGCCUGGUGUGAGGUAGUUCCUGAAAGGCAGUAGACCAACUCGUACUGGAGUUCCCCACAUAAAGACAAGCGGGUCGCCUGCUUGAGACACUCCAGUCUUGGCGCGACGCUCGUAGCACUUGGUCGCUCUGCGCUGCUGCUGCCGCUGCUGGUGCUGCUGCUCGGAACUUCUCGGUACUGGUUUGGGUGGUGCGGAGUCCAGCCAGGCUCAGACGACGAGGCAUCGGAAUCACAACACAGCUCCACGCGUGCCUUCCCUUCCCCGGCGCCUUCACUCUUCAGUCGUCACCAUGCAGACCUUCACGCUGGUCUCCUCCGUGGCGGUGCUGGUGGUGGUGCUGGUGCUGCCCUCCUCUCAUGUAGUCCAUGCCCGUGGUGUGAGGGUGGCCCGGCAGACCUCAGGCGCGCCGUCCGCCCUUUUCAGCGGAGGGACCGUUAAGUUUGGAGGGGGCAGACCUGCUUCUCAGCCUAGCGUGGGUGCUCUUAUCAGCGGCUCAUCGCUCAGUAAUCGCAACGCGCCUCCGCCCAUCGUGUUCGGUCCCCGCCCACAGCGGACUCGGUUCCCCACAACACGUCCGCGUCCCAACCCUUGGUUCUUUAGGCGCUUCUGAUCACAAUGUGUAGUCUUCAUACUCUUUAAUUUAUUAAGAAAAUCUGUGCAACUUGAAUAAUGAUUUUCUUUUAAGUACCUGUUUUAACGAAAUGAUGUAGCAUUUUGAAUAAUGAUAAUUUGUUGGUGACCAAUAAAUCUAUGAAAUGUA
Molecule: messenger RNA, 783 nt
Organism: Scylla paramamosain (green mud crab)
Lineage: Eukaryota; Metazoa; Arthropoda; Malacostraca; Decapoda; Portunidae
Exons: 4
Coding region: 313-633 (106 amino acids)
Source: RefSeq, a predicted model, not a curated record